CGGCAAAAAAAAAAAAAAAAAAAAAUCUUCAUGGCUGGAAGAAGUCGACAGUGAUCCGAGCGGCUAGGCUAAGCUAAGGCUGGGUUGGGCUUUGGUGGAGGGGACGGUUCUGAAUUUUUAGAUGGAACAUUCGAGUUAAUUAGCCUUGAAGAAAAAGAACCGCAGGAGCGAACAGUCAUCGACCCCCAGAAGCCUGCUCCUUCUUCUCCUUCUGCUUGCUCCUGUGUGGCGGUGACCGAAUUGGUACCAUGGCAGCUACUUUAUCGGCCGAGGAAGAACAGGCCACCAGGCAGUUCCUGGAGGAAAUCACCCAGUGGACCAAUCAGCAUGGAGUCUCGCCGCUCUCCAGAGAAUUGGCUGUCAAGUUCCUCAUGGCCCGCAAGUUCGACGUUCUCAGAGCCAUCGAGCUGUUCCACAGCUACAGGGAAACGCGUCUCAAAGAAGGAAUCGUCAGACUUCAACCUCAGGAAGAACCUCUGCGUUCCGAGCUGCUCAGUGGAAAGUUCACAGUGCUGAGUGCAAGGGAUCCAUCGGGAGCCUCCAUCGCCUUGUACACUGCCAAACUUCAUCACCCAAACAAGACGGGCAACCACGUCGUUCUGCAGGCACUCUUCUACCUCCUGGAUCGCGCAGUAGAGAGCUUUGAGACCCAGAGGAAUGGCUUGGUGUUCAUAUACGACAUGGCCGGUUCCAACUACACAAACUUUGAGCUGGACCUGAGCAAGAAGAUCCUCAACUUACUGAAGGGGGCGUUCCCUGCCAGGCUGAAGAAGGUGUUGAUUGUUGGAGCCCCGGUGUGGUUUCGGGUACCCUACAACCUGCUCAGUCUGCUACUGAAGGAGAAACUUCGGGAGAGGGUCCAGAUGGUAAAGAUGGCCGAACUGCGGCAGCAUCUCCCAAGGGACUGCCUGCCCCAGCACCUUGGUGGCCUGCUUCCCCUGGACGCCUUCAGCUGGAACCAGCAGCUUCUGGCGGGCCAGAACGGUCGCGUGGACCCCGUGGAUGAGUUGGUGGGCAUCCCCCUGGAAGACUCUUCCAUUCACGUCCCAGGACCCGAAUCCAUGCGCCCACAGGAGCUGCUGACUCACCUCGGCAGGCUUCAACGCUCCGGCAUCCACCUGGAGUACGAGGAGCUCCGGAAAGAAGCUCCGCCAGGAACCUUCCAUUGUGCACAAGCAGUCUACAAUCUGGAAAGGAAUCGAUAUGGAGACGUUCUGUGCCUUGAUCAAACAAGAGUCCACCUGAAACCCAGAAGGAACGAGAGAUCUGACUACAUCAACGCCAGCUUUAUGGAUGGCUAUAAACAGAAGAAUGCAUAUAUCGGUACUCAAGGCCCACUGGAAAAGACCUACGGUGACUUCUGGAGAAUGGUUUGGGAACAAAAUGUGCUUGUUGUCGUCAUGACUACCAGGACAGAGGAGGGCAGUCGAAAGAAGUGUGGACAGUACUGGCCUCUGGACGAAGGCGGGCAGGAGGUCUAUGGCCACAUAGCGGUGGUGAGUCAAAGGGUGGACCACCACACCCACUACAACCACACCACCCUCGAGCUGCACAACACUGAGACGUGUGAACAGAGACAACUGAGUCACUUCCAGUACCUCAGCUGGCCCGACUACGGCGUCCCAACCUCGGCAGUGACUCUCAUCGACUUCCUGCAGGCCGUGAAGAGACAACAGUGGAAUAUGAUCAAGGCUUUGGGACCUCAGUGGACGGAACACCUGCAGGGACCCCCCAUGGUGGUCCACUGUAGCGCAGGGAUAGGGAGGACAGGUACCUUCUGUGCCCUAGACAUCUGCCUGUCCCAGCUACAAGAUGUGGGCUCGCUGAAUGUGUGCCAGACGGUGCGACGCAUGAGAACCCAGAGGGCCUUCAGUAUCCAAACCCCAGACCAGUACUACUUCUGCUACAACGCCAUUUUGGAGCACGCCCAAAGGCAAGGCCUACUCCCUGCCAAUCAGUGAGCUGCAGUUCAGUCCUCACCCCUAAACGUUGAUUAUGCCCCCCGCACCACCCAGAAUUCUGCUGUUCGCCCGAGACGCAUGUCUUGGCAUAUGCUGUCCUUUUCUUUCUUGGGACCAUUUGUCAGCAUGUGACAAUGUGUAUGUGUGCGUGUGUGUGAGACAUCCCGCAAACAGGUGGUGAGUGAACACACUGCUGUUGUUUUAGGAUCUCAUUGCAUGGCAGUCCAAGCAGUAAACGGAAAGGGAAAAAAUGUAAACCGUAGAAGUUUAGCGCUAACUAUUCCUACACAAACACGGCUAUUUGGAAAAACAUGAGUCAUCAAUAGUGAUUGUAUUGUUUUGUAUACUGUAAACCCUGCACAAUAGGGAUUGAGCCAUGUCGUGAGUAAUUAACACACCCCAAAAAUAGUUCAUUAUAUACAGUCCCCUCCAAAAGUAUUGGAACACCAAGGUCAAUUCCUUUGUUUUUGUUGUAUACUGAAGACAUUUGGGUUUAACAUCAAAAGAUGAUUAUGAAUUCCAGCUUUUAUUUCAUGGUAUUUACAUCUAGAUGUGUUAAACUCAGGACACAGCACCUUUUGUUUGAAGCCACCCACUUUUCAAGUCAGCAAAAGUAUUGGAACAUGUGACUGAUUUCUAGUUGCUCAGGUGUUUAGAUUGAUUGCUUAAACAUUAUAGUGCUUGUUUUGGGCUUUGGGUUUCACCUCUGAAAACUGCAUUUGCUGUUAAGCAAACAUGAAGACCAGAGGGCUGUCUAUGUCACCGUUCCAAUACUUUUGGAGGUGACUGUAUAUUUAUAAUUGAAACCGUAAAUAGACCACAAACUACGACCACAAAACAGUUUUGAUUUCAAACUCAACUUUACCCUAAAAACUAAAUGGCUUACAUACACGUGCUAAAGAUGUCAAGAAGUAUCACUUAAACAUACUACCUUGACACUAAUUACUACUUUCCCAUACAUAGCUACAUUAACACUUUGGGGGACAUCUUGUAGCUUCUUUGGGCGUUACAGAAAGAGCACAAAACUAUGCCGAGAGCCGCGAAUAGGUGAGUUUUUCAACAAAUAGCUGAGGAGCUACAAAAAAGAAACACGAAUAGUCGUAAACCCCAAAAAGAGUUCCUGUGUUUUACAGUAUAUGUGGCAAUUGUUUUUUUUUGGGGGGGGGGGGGGGUGAAAUAUCCCUUUAAAAAAUGCACAGAUUUCUUCAGGCGGGGAAACAUGGCCGUCAAGUUGCCCUUUUCGCCUUAUGGGUCUAAAUAAAUAAUUUAGUUUUUUAAUUUUUUUUAAAGCACAAGUUGGAUGUCGAAGUAGCUAGUACGCGUUAGCAGCGACUUUACCGUCGCACAACAAGACAAAACACAAUGACACGACCAGUCCACUCACACAUUGCCAUCACACAUUCCUUCCAUUUUCUAUCUCGAUUAUCCUUAUUAGGGUCUGGACUGGUUGCCAACCAAUUAUAUACAAACGAGGCAAUGUAGAGUCUUCAAUGAAGCUCAUGUUACUGAAAGAAAAUCAACGCAAGCGUGGGAGAACGUGCAAACUCUCACACGGGAAAGCCAGAUUUGAACCCCCAACCUCAGUUGUGUGAAGCGAAUGUGCUCACUCAUCCACUGUGCCGCCCAUUACACAUUACCUCCUCUAUAAAAGGACAUUCCUCAAGAAAAGACAAGUGUUUGUGACCACUGAAUCUCUGUUCAAUCAGAUGAGACCUCAUGAGUGGUGCAAUAUUUUCUCCUUAUAAACACACACACCCAAAGAAAUAUUAGGACCACACUGAAAACAAAAGAAAAUUGUGUUGCGAAGAUUAAGUUGGUAAAGGUUGGAGCCGAAAGUAAUAUUUUUCAUGACUAAAGUUGUCAUUUUAAGCAAGAAAUCUAAAAAAAAAAAAAUUAUCCUUGUAAUAUUACACCCUCUCCUAAAACUUAAUUUGUUCCUUGUAAUAUUUUGACUUUAUUCUCAUAAAAUCACUUAUUCACCCCCAAAGAUCGUAAUUUGUUUUAUGAAAUAUUUCAAACUUAACUUACAAAAAUCGCAGAAACAAUUACGCCCAAUUACGACUUGGUAAAAUUAGGAAAUUUCUUUUGCUUCUUGUACUAAUUCAACUUAACAUUGAGACUCUGUGUAUUCAAAUUAAUAUUACUGCUUUUUGUACAAUUAUUGCUUCUAAAAAUGUUUACUUCAAAAUGUUAAUUUUAUUCUUUGCCAAGUUUUUUCUCUGAAUAUUUAACAUUUUCUUUAUUGCUGUUAAAGACUUGUUUGUCGCCGUAUUCAAAAGAUUCUCGUAUUCUCAUUCUCGUAAAUUUUGUUUUUUGUAAUACUACGUCAUUAAAAAAAAAUUUAUUCCCAUAAAAUUACAGGCUUUUAUUCAUAUUACAACAUAGAUUUUUGAUAUUUCGAUUUACUUUUUUCUUAAUACCCCCAAAAAUCUGAUCGUUAGAUUAGGUUUCAAGUAUGAUUACGUUUUAUUCUCAUAAACUGUGACCAAUUUAUUCGUUGGCCGUCAGAAAUUACAACUUUUCCCCCCUCACAAAAUUACGAGUAAAAUGAUGAUUGAAUGUGGAUAUUCGCACACUAACCUAAACACAACUUCUUCUUUUUUCUCCUAUUACAGCUUCUCGUAAAAUUUAAAACAUUUGUUCCUCCUAAUAUUUUUAUUCCACGCUUUUUUCCCUGAGAAAUUACAACUUUAAUCUCAUGAAUUUGGAUUUUUGUUUCUCUGGAUAUUUCCAUUUUUCUUAAAAUUCAGCCUUAGUCCAAUAAAAGACGACAAAAUAAUUCUUGUAAAAAUUACAACAGAAACAUUCUCUUUAUAUUAGAACUUUAAAACUCUUUCUUUCUAAUAGCACCCUCUUUUUUUUUUUUUUUUGCCUCUUCAGUGUGGUCCUAAUACAACAUCUCACGCAUGCACACGUCACCUCUUAGCACUUUUCACUAAAAGCCCCAAUAUGCUUGGAAAUGUCAGCCGUGAUGUCUGUAGAGAUAAUAUAAAUAUGAACCAUUUAUUGACCUCAAGGGUCUCUCGAAUGCACACGUGUGCCUACCUUAAGUCCCAAGUGAUGUGUGAACUGUUUAAAAAAAUAGAAUGCGUAUGUUGCUUUUAAGUUCCAGACUGUGGUUGUAAAUGUGUGCUUUCAACUGGCCACAUUGUUUUUAAGUAUAUAUGUAUGUACAAUAUCAGAGUAUACUGUAUGUGUGUCAUGUAACAUGUUGUUGCCGGGUCAAGAACUGUUUAUUUUUUUUUGUGUUGACUACAGAAUUCAUAUUGAAUUUACUUGUAGCGAAGCAAUUUUACGUCAGCCAUGUUCAUGAUUUUAUUUUAUUUUUUCCCCCUUCCUUCAAAGCUGAACUGUGGCCUAUUUUUAUUUUUCUAUGGUAUUCAACCGCUGUUUUCAUACAGGAUAUACAGUUAUCUACAUUAAUUUUAUAUAUGUUCCGUUAUAACCUAUUACUGUACUUUAUCAUUCUUGUGAAUACUGAAUCAAGCUAUACUGUAAUAAAUACAAACUAUGUCAA
Molecule: messenger RNA, 5478 nt
Organism: Phyllopteryx taeniolatus (common seadragon)
Lineage: Eukaryota; Metazoa; Chordata; Actinopteri; Syngnathiformes; Syngnathidae
Gene: ptpn9a
Product: protein tyrosine phosphatase non-receptor type 9a
Biological process (GO): protein dephosphorylation
Molecular function (GO): protein tyrosine phosphatase activity
Source: RefSeq, a predicted model, not a curated record